AUGGAUCUCUUCGCCCCAGCACCAGAGCCAAAGACGGAAUUGGGACGAUACCGAACCCUAUCCAGUCGCGCAGGUAUCAAAUGCUCUCCGCUUCAAUUGGGUGCGAUGUCUAUCGGUGAUGCUUGGCAAGGAUUCAUGGGUUCCAUGUCGAGAGAGGCGUCGUUCAAGCUGCUUGACGCCUACUACGAUGCAGGUGGCAAUUUCAUUGACACUGCCAACAACUAUCAGAAUGAGCAGUCCGAGACGUGGCUCGGAGAGUGGAUGGAGGAGAGGCAGAACCGCGACUACAUUGUCAUGGCUACCAAGUUCACAACCCCCUACACGACCUACCGGACAGGCAAAGGUCUGGGAUCCGUGAACUUCACUGGCAACAACAAGCGCUCUCUCCACGUCUCCCUCCGUGACAGCUUGAAGAAGCUGCGCACAGAUUGGAUCGACAUCCUCUACGUCCAUUGGUGGGAUUGGACCACUUCCGUCGAAGAGCUCAUGGACUCCCUCGAUGAAGUCGUCAAGCAGGGUAAAGUCCUUUACCUUGGCAUCAGCGAUACUCCAGCCUACAUCGUCUCCGCCUGCAACAUGUACGCCAUUUCCCACGGCAAAACGCCAUUCUGCAUCUACCAAGGCCGGUGGAACGUCAUGACCCGCGACAUGGAGCGUGAGAUCAUCCCCAUGUGCCGUCACUUUGGCAUGGCCAUCGCCCCAUGGGACGCAUUAGGAGGUGGCAAGUUCCAGACGAAGGCCGCCAUCGAGGAGCGUAAGAAGAACAACGAGGGCUUACGGUCAAUGAUGGGCAAUAGCGACCAAAACGAACAAGAGGUGAAGAUGAGCGCUGCUCUGGAAGAAGUGGCUCAGGAACACGGCAUUAAGAGCGUCACAGCCAUUGCUCUCGCCUACGUGAUGAGCAAGGCGCCAUACGUCUUCCCUAUCGUCGGUGGCAGGAAGGUGGAGCAUCUACAGGACAACAUCCAAUCGCUCAAGAUCAAGCUGAGCGACCAGCAAAUCGAGAAGCUGGAGGCCGUUGUACCCUUCGUGCCAGGCUUCCCGAACAAUUUCGUUGGCGAGGAUCCUCACAUCACCGGCAAGGCUGGCUUCAUCAUGGGCGGCGCGGCGCCUUUGGCUUUUGUAAAGUCUGGGAAGCCGAUUGGGCAUGAGUAA
This is a messenger RNA of Baudoinia panamericana UAMH 10762, 1155 nucleotides long. RefSeq lists its product as uncharacterized. NCBI's taxonomy places the organism in Eukaryota, Fungi, Ascomycota, Dothideomycetes, Mycosphaerellales, Teratosphaeriaceae. The record is from RefSeq and is a predicted model, not a curated record. The coding region runs from base 1 to 1155 and encodes 384 amino acids. The transcript has 2 exons.